UGCACAACGUGCUUCUUGCAUGCUUGCCGUCGAACAGUACCCUUACGUGUGUGAAAUACGUUGGAGCACUAACACUCAUUUCUGCGAUUUACCUCUUCCAUUCUGCGGACUACCACUUGACUACGGAACCACUGAAGUUAGUUCUGCCAGCGGCGUUACCAUAAUUCUUCUUGGCAUUUCAGUAGGCCUAGAUCAUGUCGGAAGGCAAACGUAAGCGGCAGCAUGAUCAAACCAAGUCAACUGCUAAGAAAACACCAGGCAAAAAGGGCAAAGGAACGACACUCUCUAAGAAGUCCGAGUCGCACACGAAACACGCCGCCUUCCCACCAUCUGCGCCAGGCGGAUCCCUAAAGCACGACCACCACGAUGCGUUUACUCACGAAUUAGCUGACCGACGUGGUACUAUCGUUGACGUUCGUGACCUGAAGUGGAACGGUGCCCCUGAAGACAGACUACCAACAACGCACGCUGUGAACAAAGAACACCACCUUCCGAAGGAAAAGAAGAAUAUUGAUCCCGCGUUUAUUGAACUUAUGUCAAGUAUCGAAGACGUUACCCCUCAGCCAGCGCGUGCUGCUUCUGAUCAAGACGAAAAGCGUGAAAGCGAAGGUGAAAAAUGCCAGCAUCCACGUCGGAAAUCAAGCAUCUUCCGAAUAUUCAGCUGGAAACCCAAGCCUGGCUAUGCCGGGACGGGCGUCGACGACCUACCGAAAGAGAAACGUGAAGAAGUAGAAAAACUUAUAACGGAAGCACCACUUGAAGUCGCGCCUCAUGCCUCUGGGGCUGUUUCUCCACAUGAACCAUCAACGGCAGUGCGUAACAAAGUGACGCACCAGAAAUCUGAUGCUCAGACGACGACGAGUAAGCAGAAACGACAUUCCCAUAGAAAGCAUCCUCCAGUCAUUGCGGGUUUUGUGAAGGUGUGGGCCAUCAUUACAAGAAAUACCAAAGGUGACGUCAACGCCCCAGAGCGAGAACCAUUUACCACAACAGAACUCAUCUACGUUGCCUUCACUAUUCUUCUUCUUCUUGUCUUUGUAUCGGCAACAGCAUACCUCCUCGUCAUCUAUUUCUUGAAGCAUUCAAGAACAGAGAUAAUAUUCGCCUGUACUUCGUCCGAAUGUAUUGACCUAAAGAACAACCUGACCUCAAUGCUCAACGACGCCUUCGAUCCGUGCACCGACUACUUCGGCUAUGUAUGCGACAAAUGGCUAAAAACGCACAGCUCCCGUAGUUUCAUCGAGUACACCAUUGGCGAAUUCCAUCGUAGCUUCAACAUCACUCUAUUUCGUUCCGAGCAAAUCCCAGUAGACAAGCAUGGAAUGCACGUCUUGACCAGACUCUACAGGACAUGCUAUAGGUUCAUGGAAUCCAGCAACUUCACUCUUCACACCAUUGCCGCCUACACUAGUGACGAGCUUAACAUACCGCAGCUACUCAACGUGGGCAAUUUGGGCGAACAGUUAACUUAUUUAGUUAACGCGUCGCUAAGCAGAGGUUUUUCGACGAUCUUCAGUCUGCAUUUUGAGAACAAGGAAAAGAAAGCCUACCUCUACCUGAAAGCCACAACCUCAAUACAAGGACGCAUGGAAAGCGCUAUUCACGAGUCCUCCUCUAGAGAUCGCGACUACGAUUUCGGUCCCCACAUGGAAGGUUACGUGAGGGACGUUGUGAAGGUAAUAUACCAGAAGGACGAUGCUGAGUCUCAUAUACUUCAAGUGAUCAAAUGGGAUCGGCAAUUCGACUGGCUUCUCAAACAGCCUUGUAGAGAAGAGUACAAGAGAGUGAAGAAUACGGCGCCCCUAUUUUAUCCCAUCAGCGUCACUCAAGUCAUCGACUUAGUAAACAGCCUAGCACCACCAAGACUAGCGUUGACUCCAUCCGAUGACACUAUAGUGGUGUGCGGAUUCAGCACCAUUGACGCUGUACUGCGAACCAUGGGCAACGAAACGCUUGUCGUUAGAGGUAUCUACUUCGCAGUGCAUUUGAUAACGAACGUUCUGCGCCUCUUCAACCUACGACAACACCUCAUUGGAGCUUCAUCGGAAGCCAUAAUCGCCACCUGCUUUAGAAUCACCCAACAGGCUCUGUUUCACACGUGGCCCUACUUGGUGACACGGAGGAUGGAUUACAGCCGCCGGGCAGAAGAAGCUACGCGUGUCGCAAAUUCCCUUAAGCUUAUUACAAGGAAAGGGGAAGGAGUCAAGUGGAUGACAGAGACGAGCUUCCAUGACGUCGACACUGCCUUACAACAUCUUGAUAUUAUCGCAUACGAGGAUGCCGCGCUCGAUAACAUGCAGAGCACCUACGAUCAGCUCCAACUUGAAGACGAGGACUUUCUUUUUACUUUUUUUGACAUCAAGCGGUUUGAAACCAAAUUGCUCCUGGAUUGGCUUCCGACAGCCGUAGGAAGCACUCUAGCUAGACACCAGGCUGCAUCAAACCUCUCACUCCAGAGUUUCCACCGAGAGACGAAGAGUUGGAUCUUCGUCCCAACGGCCUAUCAGAGCCCUCCAUUGUUCAGAUACAACGGGAAACCAGGUGCUUUUCCAUUUUACAUGAAUCACCCAACUCUGGGUCUCCUGGUGGCUAGAGAGAUGGUGCGAGCGAUUGGACCUACUCAGCGAUGGGACAUGGAAACCAGGAAAUUGGUUCAAAGCUACAUGGACUGCCUGGCGUCGAUACAGAAUUUGCUGGGCAUCAAAGCUCUCGAAGGAAACCUGUUUUCUUGGCGAACGGAAGCUUUCUCCUGGUCUCUAGGAUCGUAUAUGUCUUAUAACGCAAUGCGUGCAAUAUUUGAGCAGCAUUCCCAAAUGAAUUCGGCGCACUUUGUCGCCGCCCAAGAACUAUACUUCAUUCUCUCAUGCCUCAUGACCUGCUCCUCCGUUAAAUCCGGGCCUGUCUUUCUUCCGAAGGAGCAAUGCGAGAUUUCUCUUUUGAGCAACGUUGACUUUUUGAAGUACUACAAUUGUACAGGCGCUACUCGGUUGACAUGUAUAUCUUCGCUGUAUAUGCCUAAGUAGUUCUUAUAUGACGGCUGACAUCGGCUGACUCGGCGAUAUCGUUUUUAUUACCUCGUACAAACUACCAAUAAAGAUAAACAUUCGUUGCUAAUCGCAACGCUAUUCGUGCGCUACCUGUGAUUGUGGCGACUCGGUUGGAAUAAAUCGUAUUCGCGAAUACAGCA
Ornithodoros turicata is the source of this 3187-nucleotide messenger RNA. RefSeq lists its product as uncharacterized. The transcript is spliced from 2 exons. Bases 195 to 3023 code for a protein of 942 amino acids. Gene Ontology annotation, cellular component: plasma membrane. Lineage: Eukaryota; Metazoa; Arthropoda; Arachnida; Ixodida; Argasidae. Gene Ontology annotation, biological process: protein processing. The record is from RefSeq and is a predicted model, not a curated record. Gene Ontology annotation, molecular function: metalloendopeptidase activity.